AUAGCUCCUGAUUCGGUAACCCUCGCGACAAAGAUAUUCACAGCCCCCAAGCUUACGACGUCCCGUUGCUAUCCCGACCGAACCCCGCACAACCUUUUCAAGUCGUCGCGCCGAAUCAUAUCGCAAACAUGCCGGGCAUACGCUCGGACGCGAACACUCCUCAGCCCGACCGGGAGUAUAUCUCGGACGAGGCGCACCUACUGCCGUUACCUCCAGACGCUCCCGACCUCCACGAACUCAACGCCUCUCUCGACGCCCUCUCCUCGGUCUUCCCCGACAUACAAAUAGACGUCUUCCGUGAGAUGCUCUCCAGCUUCGAUGGCGAAUCGAGACUCGCUCUGGUCGCAAACGCUCUGAUCCAAAACAAGGUCACCUGGGUCAAGGGUCGUUGGAGAGCCGCCGAAAAGGAAAAGAUGCCCCGCCAUGUGCCAGCCACAGCUGAGCCAGGGCCAGGGCCCCUGCCUGUCGUCUCGGUUCCCUCAAGGCACAAGUUUCGGAGCAAGGAGUACAGAAGCGCAGUCGAAAGACUCGCGUGGCAAGAAUUCAAAGGAUUGUCUCGAUCGACCAUCACCGCUGUCCUCGCCGAGAACAAUUACUGGUACCCAGAUGCCCGCCCAACGCUGGUCAGCCUUUCGUCCAAAUCUUGGCGGUUUGCCAUCUCGUCUCUCUUCCUGCGCAGAAAAUCUGUAUCGGGCACCGAGGCUGCAACACACCCACUUGUCAUCUGGAAGUCAUCCGGCAGGGGUUCUAUUGUGCCCUGUAUCAAGACUACAUGCAAUGCCGAACUAGAUAAGGAGCUCUACGAGGCACUCAUUGUCCCUAUCCUCCAACAGGCACGCCAGGAAAGGGAAGACAAGGAUCACACCUUGGCCGCAGAGCUCAACACCCAAGAGGCAGAGGAGCUAGAAAGCAUGUUUGAAUGCUCAUGCUGCUUUACCGAAGCCACGUUCGAGGAACUUGUCGCUUGCAACAUUGACGGACAUACCAUCUGCUUCCGAUGUGUCCACCAUACCCUCUCGGAAGCCGUGUUCGGACAAGGCUGGCAGUCAACCAUCAACACGGAAACUGGCACGCUCCGUUGCCCAGCCGUUGAAGGGAGUGGGUGCAAAGGGUGUAUCUCGCAAGAACAGAUGCACCGGGCCAUGCUUGAGUUCAAGAAGGGCGCCGGAAUCAUGCACAAGUUCGAGCAGCGUCUGGCCGAGCACAGUCUCGUAACUAGCGGACUCCCUCUUGCCCGCUGUCCUUUCUGCUCCUACGCCGAAGUCAACGAGAUCUACGAGCCUCCGAACCCACUGACUCACCACUCUCCUAGAAAGAGCGCCUUCCAGCUCAUAUUCGUUGUCCUCUGCAUCGGUUUCAUGCCCUUUAUACUACCUCUCGUCGUUAUAAUCGCGAUAAUCACGGUCCUACUAAGCUACAAGCAGGAUAUAGCAAUUCCCCUAUCCAAAGAAUAUCAUGCCGCGCGCCAACGCCUUCACCGCCGUCGUCGCGGAUCCAAGUUCACCUGCCGAAACCCCGAGUGCCAACGCAACUCGUGUCUCUCCUGCAACAAAGAAUGGAUCGACAUUCACGUAUGCAAUGAGUCCUCCCUUGUCGCCUUGCGCACACAAGUAGAGCAAGCCAUGAGCAUGGCCGUCAAGCGAGUCUGUCCCCGCUGCAAUACAUCCUUCGUCAAAACAGCCGGCUGCAACAAGCUCACUUGUCCGUGCGGAUACAAGAUGUGCUACGUUUGUCGGAAGGACAUUGGCGGGGACGGGGACGGCCCAGACGUGGGGUACAGACACUUUUGCGAUCACUUCAGACCGGAGGGCGAUGGGAGCAAGUGCGACAAGUGCACCAAGUGCAAUUUGUGGGAGGCUGAGAAUACGGAGCUGGUGCUGAAGCAGGCCAAGGAGGAGGCGGAGAGGAAGUGGUUCGAGACGGAGAAUAGGGAGUUGACGGGCGCGGAGAAGGUGUUCUUGGAGACGGGCAUGGCGAUUGACCCGAAUGCGGCGGCGAGGAUGGAUAAGAUGUAUGCGAAUGGGAGUUGGCGGGUGCCGACGCUGGCGGAGUUUUUGGAUUUUAUGGUGGAAUAUGUUUUGGAGGCGUAACAAUGCAGGUUAUGGGAAUUCUGGGAAUGGCAAGGCUGGGAUUAGGAAGGCGAAGGUGCAUAAACAAUGGAUACGCUGAAUAUUAAUAGAACAGCAUCUUUUUGCCUGAGAACAAUCGGACUUGGUUAUCGAGGUUAAAGAAUAAUUCAGAAA
Neurospora tetraspora is the source of this 2243-nucleotide messenger RNA. RefSeq lists its product as uncharacterized. The transcript has a single exon. NCBI's taxonomy places the organism in Eukaryota, Fungi, Ascomycota, Sordariomycetes, Sordariales, Sordariaceae. Gene Ontology annotation, biological process: protein linear polyubiquitination; proteasome-mediated ubiquitin-dependent protein catabolic process. The record is from RefSeq and is a predicted model, not a curated record. Gene Ontology annotation, molecular function: ubiquitin binding; ubiquitin-protein transferase activity. Gene Ontology annotation, cellular component: ubiquitin ligase complex. Bases 129 to 2090 code for a protein of 653 amino acids.